CAAGUCACGAAUAACAUUCCUCUGUCACCAGUCCUCACUGACACACACUUGUAAGAAAACAACUCAAAACUGAAAAUAAUCGCUUCAUAUCUCCGCUCACUCACUCUAACCGUUUCAGUUAGCUCUCAAUUUUCGAUCAUUCUCUCUCUCUAGCAUGUCACUCGCAUCGUUCUCCAUUAUCCGCCACCACCGCACGGUGGCUACCGUCGUCCCUCAACUUCUCCGCCGAUUCACUUCCAUUUCCGCCAGACAACAAAACCCUAAGCACGAUGCCCCAAGCAAGAAUCUCCUGAAAGCAAAACACACAUUGAAAAACUUCUCCUCUCUCGCUCCCAUCCUAUCCCGCGAAGAAAAUCCUCCUCUCUCCGAAUCUCAAGCCAUCGGCGUCGUCGCUUCAUCCCAAGCCAAUUUCAUGCGCGUAAUCGUCCAACCAGAACAUUCUGGAACCUUCCACGAUUCUUCCGGAGGUUUGGAGCUUCUGUGCGUUGUGAGAGCUUUACUGAAGAAGAUAAAACGUAGGGUUAUGGUUGGUGAUAAGGUUAUAGUAGGUUCUGUUGAUUGGGUGGAUCGUAGGGGUAUGAUUGAAAACGUGUUUCAGAGAAAUUCUGAAAUUCUUGAUCCUCCUGUGGCUAACGUAGAUCAUUUACUUGUUCUCUUUUCGCUUGAUCAACCCAAGCUUGAGCCAUUUACUCUUACAAGGUUCUUGGUGGAAGCUGAAUCCACUGGGAUUCCUUUCACUCUAGCGCUUAACAAGACUGAGCUUGUGGAUAAAGAGGCCCUGGAUUCUUGGAAGGCUAGGUUUCGUGACUGGGGAUACCGGCCAAUUUUUUGCAGCGUUGAAUCCGGACAUAACCUUGAUCUUCUUGCGUUCCAAUUGAAAGAUCAAAUAACAGUGCUUGUGGGUCCUAGUGGAGUUGGGAAGUCUAGUUUGAUCAAUGCCCUUCGAAGCAAUCCUCGUACUUGUGAUACUACAGAUGGGGAGAAUUGGUUUGAACCUAUUUUAGGUAGCAAGUGGUUUGAUGACCAACGAGUCGCAGAGGUUUCAACAAGAAGCGGCAGGGGGAAGCAUACUACCCGUCAUGUCUCUCUGCUUCCAUUAUCUGGAGGGGGUUAUUUUGCCGAUACUCCUGGAUUUAACCAGCCUAGUUUGUUGAAAGUGACAAAGCAAUCUCUUGCGCAAACGUUUCCUGAAAUCAGGGAAAUGCUUGGUGGAAAUGAGCCUAAAACAUGUUCAUUCAACAAUUGUUUGCAUCUUGGUGAACCUGGCUGCAUUGUAAAGGGGGAUUGGGAAAGAUAUCCAUUCUAUUUUCAACUUCUUGAUGAAAUUAGAAUCCGAGAGGAGUUUCAGUUGAGGACAUUUGGAACUAAAAGAGAAAGCGAUGUAAGGUUAAAAAUAGGAAAUAUGGGUUCUAAGCAAGCAGAACCACGUUUGGAGCUUAAGAAGCAUAGAAGACAAUCUCGAAAGAAGACUAACCAAUCUAUUUUAGAUUAUCAGGAUGAUGACGACAAUUUGCUUGACGAGGACAACGAUCCCUUUUUAAAUGCUACGAGGAAUGAAAAUCCUUAAAUUUUCAUUAAUCCCUAGAAUACUACUGAUUGUAAAUAGUUCCUUUUGGCAUGUAUCUCUAGGUCAACUGAGUUCUCAUUAGUUCAAUCUGAAUUUUUUCACUUUGGUUCAAUCUUGUACAGAGUCUGUAAUGACAUUAACAAACACACUGUUUUGGAUCGUGAUGAUCCUUGCUGAUUGCAUAUAGAUAAAAUUACAAGCAACAUUCACAGUUC
Trifolium pratense (red clover) is the source of this 1782-nucleotide messenger RNA. RefSeq names its product small ribosomal subunit biogenesis GTPase RsgA 1, mitochondrial-like. The coding region runs from base 155 to 1567 and encodes 470 amino acids. The transcript is spliced from 5 exons. Lineage: Eukaryota; Viridiplantae; Streptophyta; Magnoliopsida; Fabales; Fabaceae. Gene Ontology annotation, molecular function: GTPase activity; GTP binding. The record is from RefSeq and is a predicted model, not a curated record.